AUGAAGCGCAAACUCAACCAAGACGACGAGCCACCACAGCGCCGAUGCGGCCGCCGUUGCCGAACCAGAAAAGAAAAAGGAAAAAAAGGAAAAGAAAGAAAAGAAGGCGGUCGAGGAAGAAAAAGAGCUGACUUCGCCGAGCUGGGACUAGAUCCCAGAUUGGUCCAGGCGGUUGCGAAGCUCGGGUUUGAGAAGCCGACCUUGGUGCAGAGGAGAGCGAUCCCCCUUGCGCUCAAUGGGGAGGAUGUUCUCUGCAAGGCCAAGACGGGGAGUGGGAAGACGGCGGCGUAUGUGCUGCCUGUGUUGCAGGGGAUUUUGGGGAGGAAGAAGACCGAUAACACACCCACCACGGCGGGCCUGAUCCUCGUACCGACGCGCGAACUCGCCGACCAAGUCCACAAGGCGAUCGAGGAGUUUUCGGCCUUUUGCGCAAAGGAUGUGACGGCGGCGAAGCUGACGGAGAAUGUUUCUGAUGCUGUUCAGAGGAGCUUGUUGGCCAACGUGCCGGAUGUGGUUGUUUCCACGCCUGCCCGGGCGUGGAAGAGUGUCGACUCGGGCGCGCUUUCGGUCGCGAAUCUUCAGUACCUUGUGCUUGACGAGGCGGAUCUUGUCUUGUCUUAUGGGUAUGAUGAGGACAUGGAGAAUCUGGCGAGGUCGAUGCCGAAGGGGGUGCAGACUACCAUGAUGUCUGCGACACUUUUGUCGGCGGAGCUGGACACGCUGAAGGGGAUUUUCUGCAGGAACCCGACGCUGCUGGAUUUGAAGGAGGAGUUUGGGGAGGAGGAUGAGAAGUUGACGCAGUAUUAUGUCAGGACCGGGGAGGAUGACAAGUGGCUGAUUACCUACUUGAUCUUUAAGCUGCAGCUGAUCAAGGGGCCUUGCUUGAUUUUUGUGGCGGAUAUCGACAGGAGUUAUCGGCUGAAGCUGUUUUUUGAGCAGUUUUCUAUCGGGGGAUAUGGGUGA
Podospora anserina S mat+ is the source of this 963-nucleotide messenger RNA. RefSeq lists its product as uncharacterized. The transcript is spliced from 2 exons. The record is from RefSeq and is a predicted model, not a curated record. Gene Ontology annotation, molecular function: RNA helicase activity; ATP binding; nucleic acid binding. Bases 1 to 963 code for a protein of 320 amino acids. NCBI's taxonomy places the organism in Eukaryota, Fungi, Ascomycota, Sordariomycetes, Sordariales, Podosporaceae. Gene Ontology annotation, cellular component: nucleolus.